AUGCUUAUCCUAAUCAUAUCUGAUAAUGUUAUCGUAACGAAAAAAGCGCAUGGAUUAUUAACAUUAUGGUUAAAUCCGGUUAAUUUAUGGCAUUGGUUUACGGAAUUCAUACCAAUUUUACAAUGGUUACCAAAAUAUCAAUGGAAAACUGAUAUGCAUCAUGAUAUUGUUGGUGGUUUAACAAUUGGUGUUAUGCAUAUACCACAAGGUAUUGCAUAUGCAGUAUUAGCAGGUGUUGAUCCAGUAUAUGGUUUAUAUUCAUCACUUUUUCCAGUUUUUUUCUAUAUGUUUUUUGGGACAUCAAAACAUGCAUCAGUUGGAUCAUUUGCUGUGACAGCUAUUAUGUCUGCAUUAGCAAGCGAUGAAAUUAUGUUACAACAAUUAGAAAUAAAUGAUAAUGAUAUGAUUAUUGUUGAUAAUAAUACGACAUCUUCACUAACCUAUAUAGAAAUAACUACAACACUUGCUUUUACAACAGGAAUUAUUGAGUUAAUCGCAGGUAUUUUACAACUGGAAUUUAUUACUGCUUAUUUCUCCGAUCAAUUAGUAUCCGGUUUUAUUACCGGUUCUGCUGUACAUGUUCUUGUUACUCAGAUGGAUGAUUUUUUCGGGAUUACUGCACCAAAAUUUCACGGAAUAGGAUAUCUUUUUAAGAGAGUUUCUAGUAUUUUAACACAUAUUCCACAAACUAAUUUCUAUACAGUGGGAAUGUCAAUUUUUGGUAUGGCAUUUCUUUAUUUCGGCAAAACUUUUAUGACACCAUUUUUGCAUAAACAUUUACCAUUUAAAUUACCGGUACCGUAUGAAUUACUUUUGGUAA
Molecule: messenger RNA, 820 nt
Organism: Loa loa (African eye worm)
Lineage: Eukaryota; Metazoa; Nematoda; Chromadorea; Rhabditida; Onchocercidae
Exons: 6
Biological process (GO): transmembrane transport
Cellular component (GO): membrane
Molecular function (GO): bicarbonate transmembrane transporter activity; oxalate transmembrane transporter activity; sulfate transmembrane transporter activity
Source: RefSeq, a predicted model, not a curated record